AUGAACUGCUCUCGCCGAUUAUCUAUGCCUCUUGGCCGGCGUCUGGCCGCCCAGUUGAAUUGCCGCGGCUCCUCAACUGUAUAUAGAAAUGGACCAUUGGCCAAUACCCUGCGCGGGGGUUUCGCCCAAUCGCGCUAUAUGAGCGCCUCCGCUACCUCAGCCCUGGGCGAGAUUCUCAAGGUGUCUGAGGAGGUCUUAGACGCCGUUGCUACCGACAAGCCUGUCGUGGCGCUCGAGUCUACCAUUUACACCCAUGGAGCCAUGGGCAAGGACCUGGCCCAGGAGCAUGAGACACUUGUACGGAGCCAUGGCGGCGUGCCCGCCAUCAUUGGUAUUGUCGAUGGUGUUCCCAGAGUCGGAGUCACGCCCGAGGAGAUUGUCCGCAUGAUUGAAGAUAAGAAUGUGUCCAAGGUUUCACGAAGGGAUAUCUCCUACCUUGUGGGCAUGGGCUUAGCUGGACAUAAGAUGAACGGUGGCACAACCAUAUCUGGUACCAUGGUGCUCGCUAGGUUGGCCGGGAUCCGCGUCUUUGGCACCGGUGGCCUGGGCGGUGUUCACCGCGGAGGAGAGAACUCAAUGGAUAUCUCUGCGGACCUGACUGAGCUUGGCCGCACCCGUGUUGCCGUCGUUAGCAGUGGCUCCAAGGGAUUCCUGGAUAUUCCUCGCACCCUCGAGUUUCUCGAAACGCAAGGAUGCCUGAUCUCUACCUUUGCCGAUGGUAGAACAGGAAACGUUGAUUUCCCUGCCUUUUGGGCUCGAGACAGCGGCUGCAAGAGCCCCUCAGUUAUCAAUACGGAGAGGGAGGCCGCGUCCAUCAUCUACAGCCAGGAGAAAUUGGGCAUCGAGACGGGUAUGCUCUUUGCGAACCCCAUCCCCGAGGAGUUCGCCAUCCCUUCUGAGGAGAUGCAAGCUUUCAUCGAGCAGGCCGUGACCGAGAGUGUCGAAAAGGGCUUCACCGGCAGCAAGAACACGCCGUAUGUUCUUGGCCGGCUGAAGGAGCUUACCGGCGACCGAGCCGUCGUUGCGAACAUGGCCCUCGUAAAGUCGAACAUUGUCCGGGCGACGAAUAUCUCUAAGGAACUGUCAGCCCUGCUGCAGUCAUCCAAGUCGCAGACAUCCACUAUCCCUUCCGCGCCAUCCGAACCGAGCAAGAAAGAAGAUGAUAUCUCCGUGGAUAAAAAGACAGACAUCCUUGUUGCCGGAUCCGUAGCCGUUGAUUUGAGCUGCGACUAUGCUGGGCCCAAGUCCGGCGAUGUAUCACCCCAGACAGCCACUUCAAACCCAGCUGCCAUCAGCCAGUCGAUCGGCGGAGUCGGGCACAAUGUCGCCCUUGCUGCGCACCGGGCAAGUAGGAAUGCAACAGUGAAACUCUGUAGCUUAGUAGGCGAAGAUGUGGCGGGUGCAACAGUCCUGUCUACUCUCAAGGCAUCUGGCAUGGACACAACAUAUGUGAGGCAGCUGGGCCAAGAAUUCCACCCUGCCAAUCGAACAGCGCAGUACGUAGCUGUGAACGACGCGAACAAGAACCUGGUCAUGGCCAUGGCCGACAUGGGCAUCUUCUCUGAGCACUCUUUCCCCGAAUAUUGGGAGGAGACGCUCAAGGCGACGAAGCCAAGUUGGCUCGUUGUUGAUGGUAAUUGGAGCGAGAAGGAUAUCAGGACUUGGGUCAAAGCUGGCAAGGACCAAUCUUGCAAGGUCGCGUUUGAGCCUGUUUCUGUGGAAAAGUCGAAGCGUCUAUUUUCGCCCUUUCGAGGAGUCUCUCCGCUUGGGUUAUAUCCCAACGCGAGUGUCGACUUAGCCUCCCCCAACAUUUAUGAAUUAUCGGCCAUGUAUGAAGCUGCAAAGGGCAAUGAGUAUCUGAGCUCACAUGAGUGGUUCGAAAUCAUCGAUGCAUUUGGAAUGCGCGGGGCUAGAGAGCGGUUUGUCUACAUGACAUCGCCCGAGUUGACAGACGCUGGAAUACCCGUGCAGAGCGUGCAGCUCCUCCCCUACAUUCCUACGUUACUUACAAAACUCGGGUCGGAAGGUGUAUUGCUCACCACUCUUCUGGGUAAGGAUGACCCCCGACUUUUUGACCGAGAGUCGCAGCAGUUUAUUCUCACACGAUCCAAUACCGGCGACCCCAAUGUGGGAGGUAUCUACAUGCGUCUCUUCCCACGAGUAGAGGACGUGAAAGAUGUCGUCUCGGUGAAUGGAGUUGGAGACACAUUUCUGGGUGUGCUAAUUUCAGGCCUUGCACAGGGCGGCAGCCCAGAGAAGCUGAUUGACGUUGCGCAAAAGGGAGCCGUUAUGUCGCUGAGAUGCUCAGACUCUAAGAUGGCACCGCCUAAAGACGAAGACAUGGCCGAUCUCUCAACUUCAGAGAGCGACUUCUCUGGGUUAGAUUCUGACAGCGAAUCCUCCCGCCCAACGAAAUCCAACAAUAGCAUGUUCGAUAAGGAUUCCGACGAGGAGGAGCUAGAGCGCCUAGUACUAGGAAAUGCAUCUGGCUUCAGAGAGAAUCUCUUCAAGGGUGAAGACCUCUCCGACAACGAGUACCUCGAUACCAAUGGCGAAUCGAAGGCUGUAGACUCCGCCGAGAAGGGUGGUUUCGAAGACAUGGAUGAUGCAGACCUCUUCAUGAUCGAUACCGGACGCCCAGACUCUGCAGUCCAGGCACCUCAGCCGGCCAAGACGGCAGAGAAGACCCUCACAGGAGACGCGCCCGCUUGGGAAGACAGCGACGACGAUAGGCUGGCCAUCUCGCUUGCCAGCGCUACGAGACUACGAAAAUUGCGAAUCUCAGAGGCCGAGGACAUUGUCAGCGGCACCGAGUAUUCCAGACGUCUUAGGCAGCAGUUCCUCCGACUGAACCCGUAUCCCUCGUGGGCCAAGGCAGCCUCUGAGCGUCCCAGCAAGCGAAGAAGACGGUCGUCUGCCGCUGCGUCGGAUGCCUCAAGCGAAGAGUCAGGCAGUGACGAUGAUGUGGAAGCGCAGCCACUCGAGAAGUUCCUUCGCGAUGUCAACCAGCUGGCCGGGCGCGGCGCUUCCCAGGGCAAGCGGAAACUGCGACCCGAGGUCAUUGACAUCCAGCGAACCCGCGAGAUCCCCGACAAGCACAAGGCCGGCGUGGAGUCGCUGUCGUUUCACCCCGAGUACCCCGUCCUCCUGUCUGCUAGUACAGCCUCGAUCCUAUUUCUGCAUCACAUUGCGCCCGAGGCGCACCCAACGCCCAACCCUCUGUUGACCUCGGUUCAGGCCAAGCAGGUGGAUGUGAGAAGAGCCGAGUUCCUGUACCCGAAGGGAGAUAAGGUGUUCUUCUCCGGGCGGCGAAAGUACUUUCAUCACUGGGACCUGCCAUCUGGGCUGGUGCAGAAGACUACGAAUAUCCAGGGCCAUCGCCUGGAGCACAAGUCCAUGGAGAGAUUCAAGCUCAGCCCCUGCGGACGUUACAUGGCCAUCGUGGCCUCUACGAAGAAGGGUGGUGGCAUCAUCAAUGUACUGAGCACGGGAUCGAUGCAGUGGAUUGCGGCAGCAAGACUUGCGAGCCAGAACGGCAUCGCGGACUUUGCUUGGUGGAGCACAGGGGACGGCAUGACAAUUCUAGGCAAGGAUGGGCAGGUGGGAGAGUAUAGUAUGGAGAGCCGUAAGUUUCUCGGUAUCUGGAACGACGAGGGAUGUGUGGGAGGCAUUGUGAUUGCGCUCGGGGGGCAUAACGGACCGGCAGGGCUGGGGGGUGACCGUUGGGUUGCGGUGGGCUCCAACAGCGGCAUCACCAAUAUCUACGACCGCCUCGAGCUGGCGCAGCAGCAGAAGAAGGGCGAAGUAACCGUAACGGAGCGGCCGGCGCCCAAGCGGGUCCUGGAGCAGCUCGUCACACCCAUUACGGUGCUCACCUUCUCGCCCGACGGGCAGCUGCUGGCGUUUGGGUCGCAGCACAAGAAGGAUGCGGUAAGGCUGGUCCACCUGCCGAGCUGCACCGUGUACAGAAAUUGGCCGACGGAGACGACGCCGCUCGGCCGGGUCACGGCGAUCGCGUUUGGCAGGGAUAGUGAUCUUUUGGCGGUGGGCAACGACGGGGGUAGGAUCAGGCUCUGGCAUAUUAGGAGUUGA
Messenger RNA from Clonostachys byssicola, 4092 nucleotides. Lineage: Eukaryota; Fungi; Ascomycota; Sordariomycetes; Hypocreales; Bionectriaceae. The record is from the annotation of a GenBank genome assembly.